Messenger RNA from Ahaetulla prasina, 5283 nucleotides. It is a transcript of the gene ATCAY, whose product is annotated as ATCAY kinesin light chain interacting caytaxin. NCBI's taxonomy places the organism in Eukaryota, Metazoa, Chordata, Lepidosauria, Squamata, Colubridae. The transcript is spliced from 13 exons. Gene Ontology annotation, cellular component: cytoplasm. The coding region runs from base 285 to 1370 and encodes 361 amino acids. The record is from RefSeq and is a predicted model, not a curated record. Gene Ontology annotation, biological process: apoptotic process.
UCGCGCACGGGGACGCGCCUGGGGCUGCCUGCUUGCCGCGACCGGGCUGGGCGCGGAGCAUCCUCGGCGUCGGGAGCAACGGGACCGGUCGGAGGGCUCGUCCCGGGACGGCUUCCUUCCAGCGGGGCACUCCGAAGAGCCCGGGCAGGCCCAGCCGCAGCCAAGGGGGCAUGGAGGCCGCCGGGCCGGAGGGGCAGCCGCGCCUGCCGGGCAACGCCGCCUGAAGACGCCCGCGGGGAGAAGCGCAGCCCGGCUCGGUGAGGGGACUUUCCAGCGAAGGCAACAUGGGCACCACUGAAGCCACGCUGAGGAUGGACAACGUGGAGGUCAAGGAAGAGUGGCAGGACGAAGACUUCCCCAGGCCUCUCCCAGAAGAAGCAGGCAUGGAGUCCUUGGGAAGUCCUUCCGGGAACGUGUUGGCUCCUCCAAGCUCCUUACAUUUUAGUAACGGAGCUCACCACAAGAGGAAGACUUUGGUUGCUCCGGAAAUCAACAUUUCUUUGGAUCAGAGCGAAGGUUCCCUCCUGUCCGACGAUUUCCUGGACACGCCGGAUGACCUGGAUAUAAACGUCGAUGACAUUGAAACGCCGGAUGAGACGGAUUCGCUGGAAUUCCUGGGAAAUGGCAACGAGCUGGAAUGGGAAGACGAUACUCCCGUGGCCACAGCCAAAAACAUGCCCGGAGACAGUGCAGACCUAUUUGGAGAUGGAGGCGGGGAAGACGGAGGUGCCCCCAACGGCCGUCUGUGGAGGACGGUCAUAAUUGGGGAACAGGAGCACCGCAUCGACCUGCAGAUGAUCAAGCCGUACAUGAAGGUGGUGACCCAUGGAGGUUACUACGGGGAAGGCCUCAACGCCAUCAUUGUCUUCGCGGCUUGUUACUUGCCGGAUAGCAACCUGCCCGACUACCAUUACAUCAUGGAGAACCUCUUCCUGUACGUGAUCAGUAGUUUGGAGCUGCUGGUCGCCGAAGACUACAUGAUUGUAUAUUUGAACGGCGCCACUCCGCGGAGGAGAAUGCCGGGCAUCGGCUGGUUGAAAAAAUGCUACCAGAUGAUCGACAGACGGUUACGGAAAAAUCUGAAAGCGUUAAUAAUCGUUCACCCUUCCUGGUUCAUUCGGACGGUGCUGGCGAUAUCCCGGCCUUUUAUCAGUGUGAAAUUCAUCAGCAAAAUCCAGUACGUCCACACCUUGGAGGAACUUGCUCAUACGAUUCCCAUGGAGCACGUCCAGAUCCCAGAUUGCAUCCUGCAGUUUGAAGAGGAGCGAAACCAGGCCAGGAAAGAACGGGCGGAAGGAGUGAAACAGGACACGGCUGAGAGAGAGAGGACUGUCUUUCCUUCAGAAGAUCAGGAAACAAGCAUGUCCUGAAUCAGGAUGGAGAGAGGCGGAAGAAACCCUCCACCCGAUAAGAACCACCCAACCCGCCACACGUUCCUUUCCUGGCCUUCCGAUCUUGUCAAGACACCUCAUCUUCGGUCCAUCAGAAGAAGCAUCCCCACUGUUUCUCCAUCCCCAAAGGCGAAGUCAACUAGGGAGACGCCAUCCCACCGCUCGGUUUGCAAAGGAAGGCGUCCGUUCCAGGAAAGGCAUCGAGCACGCUCUGGAUUUCCAGAGAGACUCUAUCGUAAUGUACGAUCUUGGGAGAUCGAUCGCAUCUACUCCCCCCCCAAAAAAAGGAGAUCUGGAUUUUUGCACGGCAAGGCCUUUCCUGCAGUGGCUGCAAGUCAGAAACCAGCAAAGCGAUGCCAACCGUGGAAAGCACGUUUUUCGUACCGGAUCAUCAUAUAAAGAGAUGUUCCCCUGCAUCGAUUUGUCACGAACAGCUUAAGCCUUCUUCUCCUUUCAGAGGUAGUUUGUGUAGGCCUGUUUUAACAAACACGGAACGUCGAUCCCUCCUUACCCCUUGAAUUGUGGGGGGCGGGGGGCUCGUGCUGAGACCACCUGCGGCAGAUAAUGUGAAAAGCAACUUUUGAUCCCAACCUCCCUUUUCAAGGAUUCUCUCUCCCUCCCUCUCUCUCUCUCUCUCUCUCUCUCUCUCUCCAUCCUUAAAUUCCCCCAGAAUUUGAAGAAUGUCCUUCAACCAUCAGCAUCAAAAUAGGGCUUCUGAUUGUUUUUACGAUACUGGACAAUGAUCCUUUCCGAUUGUAUCUGGAUGCGAUAGAAGUUCACACCAAGAUUUCCCAGGACAAGCAAAACAAACAAACAAACAAACAAACAAACAAAAAAACGCAGGAAAGGAAGCAGACUUUAAUCAGCCGGGUCAGAAAAUAAACACGCUUACAAGAUGUAUGUUUUUUCCUGAAGGAAGAAAUCGCAGUUCAGUACUGCUAUAAUUUCCAGCACAAUAAACAAUGAGGACUACCCGGUGGGAAUAAAAACGCCGACAAAGUGAUGCUUGGAACGAUUUAGGAGCUUAAUGAACUAUUAAUAGACUUGGAAACCCCACGGAUCCAUCCCUCCCUUAAAACAAGAUACGAAAAUCUUUUUUUUCCCUUACCUACAUCCACCGGUGGGAUUCAAAUAAUUUAACAACCUGUUCUCUGCCCUAAUGAUUUCUUCCAACCACCAGUUCAUCAAACUGCUCAGAAAGUUAACAACCGGUUCUCCCGAAGUGGUGCGAACUGGCUGAAUCCCACCACUGCUUACAUCUCUUUGGAUGUUACAGGAACUAGGCCUGGCUAGUCUAAUGAAGAGAAGGACCAGGGGAGACAUGAGAUCAGUCUUCCAAUAUUUGAGGGGCUGCCCCAGAGAGGAGGAAGGGGGUCAAGCUGUUUUCCAAAGCACCCGAAGGCCAGACAAGGAAGGAUGGAUGGAAACUGAUCAAGGAGAGAUUCAACCUGGAAAUAAGGAGGAAUUUCCUGACGGUGAGAACAAUCAAUCAAUGAAUUGCCUUCAGAAGUUAUGGGAGCUUCAUCCCUUGAGGCUUUCAAGGAGAGACUGGACUGCCAUCUGUCAGAAAUGGUGUAGGGUCUCCUGCUUGGGCGGGGGCGGGCGGGCGGUUGGACUAGAUGACCUACAAGAUCCCUUGUAUAAUAAUAAUCGAAACAUUAUUGCAAUCCGCAAAGUUAUAAAAAAUGGAACUUGGGCAAAGAAAAGUGAACAGCAGAAGCCAACCAAAGGAGAAUUCACUUGUUGGCGUGUCGCAAACAGGAAAGUAGCAUCUCUAUUGGAAGACCAUCCUCCAUGCUGGUCCGUUCAGGUGCAAUCAUUGAAGAGAGAGAGAGAGAGAAAGAGAGAGAGAGGAAAGGAGAGAGAGAGAGUGGGGAAAGAGAAAGAAUGAGAGAGGGAGAAUGAGACAGAAAGAGAGAGAAGGAGAGACUAAGAGGGAGAGAGAGAAGGAGAGAGAGUGGGGUGAAAGAGAGAGGGAGAGAGAGAAGGACAGAACGAGAGAAAGAAAGAGAGAAUUAGAGAAAGAGAGAGAAAGAAAGAAAGGCUUCACAAUCUACUGUAAACAUUUUCAAAGUUGCUUUUUCUUUUAAUGUGUUGUAAAUAAGCAGCAAAACAACAGUGAAGACAAAUUUGGAACUCUUACAAUGUCGCUUGGACAAAUGGCAAAAGGAGACCGACAAUUUCCGAAGCGGUUGUAGGUCGCUGUUCUGUUUUAGCCAGGACUGCUUCAUCCGUCUGAAAAGGACCGGCUUUUUGGGAAUGGGGGAUACAGAGAAAAGGGGCUUUCCUAGCUCGCUGACAUCCACAAGGUGGGAAAUGCCAGGGAUUAUAAAUUAGGACUUGGUACGUGUAAAGCUGUGCCGCGGAGCUUCACAAAACCACGCAAAAGAUGUACCACGGCAACCCAGCUUGGAAACCCAGCCCUGCAGAAGCAUCUAAAAGGAACUUGCCAUUCUUCCAUUUUUAAUCAUUUUACAGGAUGUUUUGCCUGCCUUCUGUGCAUGCGACUUGCGGUCCGUUUAGUGUUUGAAAGCACGGGAGGGCCUUGGAAUUGCUGGGAUUGGGGAAAAAGAUUGGAAAGGAUUAGCAAUCCGCAGCCUUCCAGAUGUUGAGCUGCGUCUCCCAUCAAAACCCUGUUAUUAGCCACCCUGGCUGGAGUUGACGCGCUUUGCUGGUCCGACAUUCACUGGGGUGAAGGCUUACGGCCCUCCCAUCCUUCUCGCUGAGCUGGGAAGAAAAUAACAACGGACCCAGUAGAUGUCUUCUAAUGCAGGGAUCUCCAACUUUGGUCCCUUUAUGUUGUGACUCCAGCCCCCGAACCUGGCCCCAUGCCCGAAAGUGACUCCGAGAGUGAGGGGGAAGGGCCGGUAAGGCUUACCUCGGGAGCACUGAUGCCUUUGGCCCGGCUCCAGGAGCCAGAACCAGACCAGUCGGAGGACGUAAUGAGGCCGUCAUCCCCUGAUUCCUCCCUUCCUCAGGCUAUGCCUUCAGACCCAGCUGAUAAUAAUAAUAAUCAAGCUUGGAUUGACCUGCACUUCAGAUUAGAGAGGCAUCAUCAUCAAAGAGAAGGGUGGGGCAGGAGCCCUACCCCACAGGAUAUAUAAGGAGCUUUGGGACUGCUCUCAUUCCACGGGAAGCAAAAAUUAGCUGAAUCGUUUCAAAGAGAGCUGAAAGUCUUGCUACGUGAGUCAUUUGUUUGAACUUUGGCAGGCAGCUGCGAUUGCUCUGCCAGGACUGAUAAGAGCCGUGAAUCCACUGGCUGAAGGCCAGCUCGUUGCUCUGAAGUGGGGAAGGAGACAAGAACACUUUAAGACUUGUGGACUUCAACUCCCAGAGUCCCUCAGCCAGCUAAGCAAAGUUCACAAGUCUUAAAGGGACCAAGGUUGGAGACCCCUGUUCUAGUGCUACCUCUGAGAAUUAAAAAUUGUUUGUCUGCAAUUACCUGUCUUUUACUAACCGUUCGUAUAUUCAUACAAACAGUUAGUAAAAGACAUGUAAUUGCAGACAAACAACUGUGGUAGAUCACGCACACCGAAUGCAAGUGCUUAAAAAUUCAACAACGGACUUAAAAGAGUUGCAGCUUGAUCAAAAACAACAACAACAACAACAACAACAGAGAAAGUGAAGUGGGUGGAUUUCCCAGUGCAAAACUCUGCUUGUUUGGAUUCGGGCUAGUAAAUAGUGCCAAUUUACACCACUUGUAGGGAUCCGCCGAUUUAAGGCCCGCAGGAACUUUUAACGAAAUCAGAAAAAGGAUUUUAGAAAUCCACUCCGCCAAGUGUGAACCUUGCCUUGCUUCAGUUCAACAUGGUUGCGUUGCUUCAUUUCCAGAUCUCAUCGCAAAAUACCUGUGGAUAGAUCCCAAAGAGAUCGGGUCUGAUCAGAAAGUGGA